UGUUGCUAAACGCUUCGUCUGUUAAGCGUUUUGUAACAGAAACCGUUUACUCCAAACAGCUUUAUUUAGUUAUUAAAAUGAAGUUGUUGUUCAGUCCUGUCUCUCCUCAAAAAAUAAGCAAGAAGUUGGAAGGAACCCUGUGGACUUCACAUGGAAGAAUUUAUCAUUUAUGCGCAGCUUGUGGCAAAAACGUCGGACUAUUCAGAUUGGAAAGGCAACGUGUGGAAACCAUACCCACUUUGAAGAGCGUUUGAGUAAAUUGUUUAUUUUGCGAAACCUUUGCAACAAUUUGCGUAAUGAAUACACCAUUGUUACUUCAUCCGGAAACAUGGAGGCUGUCGUCUGUGAUGUUGUUUCACCAGAGGAUCUCUUGAAAUUUGAGAAGAAGUAUUCUACAGAGUUGGCUAAAGGGGAUUUGACCAAAGACACAAAGUUUGAGUAUGCGUGGUGUCUGAUCAGGAGCAAAUUCCCAGAUGACAUCAAUAAGGGCAUCGUUCUGCUGGAUGAGCUGGUUCACAAGGGUACCAAGGAUGACCAGAGGGACUACUUGUUUUACCUGGCUAUUGGAAACUACAAACUGAAGGAGUAUGAGAGGGGCCUGAAAUGCAUCCGGAUCCUCCUGAAGAAUGAACCAGGGAACACGCAAGCUCUGGAUCUGGAGAAGCUCAUAGUGAAGGCCAUGAGGAAAGAUGGUUUGGUCGGCAUGGCGAUAGUUGGAGGGAUAGUUGGAGGAGUCGGCCUUGGCGUCGCUGGAUUGGCUGCACUCAUUGGGAUGGCUGCAUCAAAGAAGCUCUAAACUAUUUGCACAACCCUACUGCCAAACCCCUCCAGAUACCCAGAAUGCCUCAAUAUAACACUGGCUGAAUUGAGUAUAACACUCUCCUACCUAACUACCUACCUACCUUUUCUUUCAAUAAAUAUAACAAUUAAUCCUCCCUUUCCAAACUAAUUAAAAGUGAAAUUAUAUUUUGUAAAAGGGAACAUUAAAGUAAAAUGUUGGGACACAA
This is a messenger RNA of Salvelinus sp. IW2-2015, 1007 nucleotides long. RefSeq names its product mitochondrial fission 1 protein. The record is from RefSeq and is a predicted model, not a curated record. Gene Ontology annotation, cellular component: peroxisomal membrane; mitochondrial outer membrane. Gene Ontology annotation, biological process: peroxisome fission; mitochondrial fragmentation involved in apoptotic process; mitochondrial fission. Lineage: Eukaryota; Metazoa; Chordata; Actinopteri; Salmoniformes; Salmonidae. Gene Ontology annotation, molecular function: protein binding.